This is a messenger RNA of Anopheles maculipalpis, 1562 nucleotides long. It is a transcript of the gene Nup58, whose product is annotated as nuclear pore complex protein Nup58. The transcript has a single exon. Bases 22 to 1557 code for a protein of 511 amino acids. Gene Ontology annotation, molecular function: structural constituent of nuclear pore. The record is from RefSeq and is a predicted model, not a curated record. Gene Ontology annotation, cellular component: nuclear pore. Gene Ontology annotation, biological process: nucleocytoplasmic transport. NCBI's taxonomy places the organism in Eukaryota, Metazoa, Arthropoda, Insecta, Diptera, Culicidae.
UCCGAACGAAAAGCUGUAACGAUGUCCGGUUUCAGUUUCGGAACGCCAACAACGUCGGCACCAGCGUUUUCAUUCGGUACGCCAGCAGCAACAACGAGCAUCGCUUCCAUAGCGCCAGUCAACCCUGCGGUGGCGCCCGCACAAGCGACGGGAUUUUCUUUCGGAACUGCUGCUGCUGCUGCUGCUCCUGGGGCCGCUAGCACGACUACUGCUACCGCUUUGCCUGGAUUUAGCUUUGGCAAGUCAACCACAACAACAUCAGCGGCACCACUGGGAACCGGGUUUGGAUUGGGAACAACUUCCACCAGUUCCGCCAGCCCUUUCGGUGGUCUUAGCGUGUCAGCCGGUACUACCGCAACGGCAACAACGACAUCCACCUUUGCGGUGCCAACGCUUAACUUCGGAACAGCGGCUACCGCUACAACCGGUGGCACCAACACGCUCGGCCUAGGAAAUGUCACCGGUGGAGGUCUUUUUGGUGCUGCAAAAUCCACGGCCACGGUUGCGGCAGCCCCUACCACAUCCACCACAACAACCGUCGGCUUGGGAGGGGUAGACAUCAACGCCAACCAACCCAAAUCGGUCGAAGGUAAAAGCGACAACACGAAAGCGAAGGAAUCGCAAGUCCCGCAGGAAAUCAUCAGCACCGUAGAACAUCUGAAGGAACACAUUAAGAAGCAGAAAACGAUCGGUUCAGAUAUUGCCCGUUCCUCCGCCCGGAAGAUGUCGAACGUUUCGAACGAAAUUAAAAACCUGACCAGCAUUCUGGCGGAAAUGUCGAACAGUUUAACCAACAAUCAGAACGCGAUUAAAAUGCUACGGCACGAAACGUCCGGCAUUACGCGCCAGGCGGACAUGGCUCAGCGCACACAGGAAACGCCCGCUGGACUGCAGUUCGAAAACACACUGCCCUUGCAGUACUUUAUCGAGCUGAUCGCCAAGUACGAGUCCGAUCUGAUCAAUCUAAAACAGCAGGUCGAACUAACCGAAAAGCACAUGAACUCGCUUACAACGCCACAAUAUUUUACACCCCACGAUUUGAAGCUUUGUCUGCAGCAGAUCUACGAAAGCUUUGUGGCGCUUGCCGGACGUCUGCACGAACUGCACCAGAAGGUGGAAACACAGAAGGAACAGUACCUUAAUCUGAGACGAUAUCUCUUGCGCGACAAUACGGAUGUGUUCGAGAGCAGCGAAGGAGCGAAGGAAGGCACGAACGUUGCGGACAAAUUUGCGCUCAACAUCUCUUCCGGACCGACACCCUUCUCGACCGUGAUGGGUAACGUGAGCUUUGGAGUUUCGCUACGGCAAACCGGUGCCGGUACAUCGCUGUGGUCUGGGACAGGCGGUGGAGGACUAACCGGGGCAGAUCAAAGCAAAGGUGGUGGCACCUUUGGACAGACGAACUUUUUUGGCUUAAACACGGGAACUAGCGCAGGAACCGGUAGUGAUGCGUUCGGCAAUCGGUUAGGGUUUGGAUUCGGUACAAUGUCCGGUACAGGGGGUGAUGCGUUCAAUUUGCAAAAACCACCGCUAGGGAGCAAAAGAAAUAAAUUGUAAGCUAC